Molecule: messenger RNA, 771 nt
Organism: Salvia miltiorrhiza (redroot sage)
Lineage: Eukaryota; Viridiplantae; Streptophyta; Magnoliopsida; Lamiales; Lamiaceae
Product: secreted RxLR effector protein 161-like
Exons: 1
Coding region: 1-771 (256 amino acids)
Source: RefSeq, a predicted model, not a curated record
AUGCAUGAAUCAAAGGCUGUAUGUGUACCCUUAGCACAACAUUUCAGAUUGACUUCAGAACAGAAGCCCAAAGAUGAAAAUGUGAGAAAAGAAAUGGCAAAUGUUCCCUAUGCUAAUGCAGUGGGAAGCAUUAUGUACAUUAUGAUUUGCACAAGGCCUGAUUUGUCACAUGGUAUAAGUGUGGUAAGCAGAUACAUGGCUGACCCAGGAAAGUAUCAUUGGGAGGCAUUGAAGUGGGUUCUCAGAUACUUGAAGGGUGCUUUUGAUCUUGGUAUUUUGUUCAAAAGAGUUGGUGUUGAUGUAAAUAAUCCACUUAAAGGUUAUGUGGACUUAGAUUUUGCUGCAAAUCUUGAUUCAAGAAGAUCUCAAACAGGAUAUGUUUUUACUCUAUAUGGUGCAGCUGUUAGUUGGAGACCAUUAUUGCAGCCCGUGGUAGCUUUGUCUACUACUGAAGUAGAAUAUUUAGCAGUGAAAGAAUCACUGUGGUUAAAAGGAAUGUUGGUAGAACUUGAGAUAGUUCAAGAUGCUGUGGAGAUACGAUGUGAUAAUCAAAGUGCAUUACACUUGGUUAAACAUCAGGUAUUCCAUGAGAGAUCCAAACACAUAGAUAUUCGACAUCAUUUUGUAAGAGAUGUUGUUGAAAGAGGAGAUGUGAAGAUGGUGAAAGUAUCAACUGAUGAUAAUGCAACUGAUAUGUUGACUAAAGCAUUGCCAAACUCUAAAUUCAAAUAUUGUUUGGAGUUGGUGAAUGUACUACAUUUUGAAGUAUAG